Molecule: messenger RNA, 2064 nt
Organism: Fusarium tjaetaba
Lineage: Eukaryota; Fungi; Ascomycota; Sordariomycetes; Hypocreales; Nectriaceae
Product: quinic acid utilization activator
Exons: 3
Coding region: 1-2064 (687 amino acids)
Biological process (GO): positive regulation of transcription by RNA polymerase II; DNA-templated transcription
Molecular function (GO): DNA-binding transcription factor activity; zinc ion binding; DNA binding
Source: RefSeq, a predicted model, not a curated record
AUGUCGACCACAUCCCAGGACACGAAAGGCAGAGAAACACUGCUGGGACUCAUUUUCAAGUCUAUCAAUGGCAGUGAAGAGUGGAUAUGUGGAAUUCUCGAGGGUGUUAUUCAACAAGCUUCCUUCUAUCCUGCAUCCGGUUUACAUGACACCAAUAUCUCUGUCGAUCUUCUACUCGAAGCAUGGCAUAAGUCCUCCGUUGCUAAGAAAAUGGGAAAUCUCCUCUCUACAGAGAGUGAAUUUGAAGAAGAAGGUGCCGACUCGAGUCAGAUUUUCGAUACAAAAGUGGUUGAGGGGCUUACGCUUUUGGUAUCAACAAAGGAUUCGUCAGGGGCUCCCAUGACGCCAAUGGACACGAUUACAACACAAACUGACCUACCAACCUUUGAUUAUUCUCCUUUACCUGUUACCAAUGAUUCACCUUUACGACCACGUGGGGGAGAACUAUUUGACACCACUGUCAGCCGCAAACAAGAACCCGCAUCACGGGCCCCAGAUUCCUUGCCAUCCGCUAUCCCUGACCUUCCGAAGGACUGGUCAUAUCUUCUAGAUCUCUAUUUCGAGACGACACACUGCUGGUUUCCUAUAUCUCAAAAACACGAGCUGCUACGAGCUGCGUACACAUUAUCCAACGAGCCAACGACGACGUCUUCUAGUUCACUGUCUACAGGAGAAAUGGCGUUUCUUCAAGCCGUCCUAGCAUAUGCCUCACAUCAGUCAACAACUCUAUCGAAUACCCCCAACGGCAAAUCUGAUGUUAUGAGUAGUCUCAGAUCGCCACAGAAUCUACUCGAGACAAGUUUAUUCGCCAACCCAACUACCUUUGAUCUCGGACACGUUCGAGCUCUGCUUGUCAUAUGCCUCUUUGAAAUGGAUCAAAAACACUGGUCUUUAGCAUGGACUACCAUCGGCCGGGCCAUAUACACAGCGAUAUCCCUUGGGCUAUUCGCACAAGGCACCACAAUCGAUCCGUCAAGCCGAGAUGGUCUAAAACGGACAAUGAUGGGUUGCACGAUACUAGAGACAAUUGUUGCAGCACGUCUCGAUACUCUUCCUUACCUCACCUCCUCCAAUUUCUUACUUCAGAACGGCUUGUUGGCUGAUGGAAACGAGGAAUGGGAGCCAUGCAACCUCAAGAUCCUCGUUGAACCAGAAUCUCAGCAAGACCAACAGAACCCGAACUCACAUGUUCCGGGGCAUGUGAUAAGCACCUUCAACAGAUACCUCCAACUCGUUCUAUCAUUGAAUGAUCUGAUACACCACAAAAAGAACCUUGAUCCGGCUGGGAGCUUCGGCAAGCUCAUAGGCUUGUGUAGAGAGAACUUCAGCACUAUGGGUAGCUUAAAAGCUACCAGCCUGUCACCUCAGGCUCUUGGUCUUUGGGUAGCUUCAGUCGCCAUAUUUGAGAUGGCAGCAACUGUUGCAAACCGUCCUAUUGUCGACCGCCCCAGCGGCUAUUGGGAGAAUGUCGCAUGGUUGGCUGGCAUCACAGAGAAACGCGUCCUGAGCAUAGGUCGCUGUGCUAUCCCACCUGUCAUCAAUACUUGCAUGGAAUUAUUAGCGAGCUCCUUGCAUGACCAGGAAGCGUACUAUGCAGGUACUAAUUUUGGCGAUGACUUCCAUUGCGCUAAAGAAUCGAUUGCGAAAUGCCUAGAUACCCUACAAGAAUCGUUAGGAAGAACGUCUCAAGCCGAUGCCUAUAACGAUUUAGAGGCUAUACCGGCCGGAAGCAGCAGCCAUUCUCUCCUCCCAAUGCAUAUUGCAGUUGGCAAGGAACCAGUACCAUCCCGUUUCGAACUACCACCAACUCCAUCAACACUAUUUUCGAGCAAGGUGGACACGUCAGUGCCGGGCAAUGCAAUGCAUUCACAACCACCAGGCGGAAUGUCAUUCCCAAUAGACCCAGCCUUGGGGGCAAACAUUGAUGACGACGGCCUCUUUGACAGCCUCGCUACGUUGGAUUCAACGGAUUGGCUGGCAAACCCACCAGAGUUCAUGCAGCAUCUUGGAAUGCUUGAUGAUGCCCCUAGUAAUCUUGAACAUCUUUUUGAUAUGGGAUUCUAA